AUGGACCCCCUCCACUGGGCCGCCCGUUAUGCACAUUUGGAAAUUGUUGAACUACUUCUCGAUCGGUCUGCCUCGAUCAACGUCCAGCAGAAAGACAAAGACACCCCUCUUCACCUGGCAAUUCGCUACGAUCAGACUAUGGAAGUUGUCCGGUUACUUGUCAAACGCUCAGCGGAUCAGAACAUCCGGAAUAAAAAGCUCCGGACACCACUGCACAUGGCAGCUCAUUUCGAUCGCAAAAGCAUAGUGAACAUAUUGAUUAAUGCAGAAAACCUUAACUCCCAGGACAGCAAUGGCUGUACACCGCUUCACUUGGCCGUGGAGAAAGGUGUCGUUGAAGUUGUGAAAGCACUGAUACACCACACAGCAAACGUACUAAUUCAGCAGGCAAAAGAUAAAUGGACACCACUUCACCUGGCGGCCCGCCAUGGCCGUUCAGAAAUAGCCAAACUACUGAUAGAUGCCAGCGCCGAUGCAAUCGAAGCACGGCAUAAGGAUAAUAGUACAGCUCUUCACUUGGCAGCUUGCAAUGGCCAUGUGGACACAGUGCGGUUGUUGAUCGAUCAUUCAGCAGACGACAAAGAGAACUUUUACAGUCUGCUGAAUGUUGUCGUGGAUAAGACUCCAAGAGAUGAUAUCAAGAUCUACACAGGCGACUUCAAUGCGAAGAUCGGCUCCGACAACUCGGACUAUAAGCGCAUUAUGGGACGCCAUGGUCUCGGAGAAAUGAGCGCGAACGGCGAGCUGCUUGCAGAGUUUUGUGGCAACAAUGACAUGGUGAUCGAGGGUCAAUGGUUCCAAGAGUCCCUGUACUUGGUAUUCAUUGACUACGAAAAAGCUUUCGACCGACUAAACCACGAAAACUUGUGGGGCGCUCUGAGACGCAAGGGAGUCCCUGAUAAGAUCGUCAACCUCAUCGAAGCGCAGUACGAGGCUUUGUCAUGCAGAGUAUUGCACAACGGAGCUUUGUCUGACCCGAUUCGGGUAAUCGCGGAUGUGAGGCAAAGAUGUAUAUUACCACCGCUACUGUUUCUCAUCGUAAUCGACGAGAUCAUGGUUGGAGCCGUUGGAUAUCCGGUUGGUUAG
Messenger RNA from Ochlerotatus camptorhynchus, 1086 nucleotides. RefSeq names its product ankyrin-1-like. The record is from RefSeq and is a predicted model, not a curated record. Lineage: Eukaryota; Metazoa; Arthropoda; Insecta; Diptera; Culicidae. The transcript is spliced from 3 exons. Gene Ontology annotation, molecular function: protein binding. Bases 1 to 1086 code for a protein of 361 amino acids.